This is a messenger RNA of Astrephomene gubernaculifera, 3981 nucleotides long. Lineage: Eukaryota; Viridiplantae; Chlorophyta; Chlorophyceae; Chlamydomonadales; Astrephomenaceae. The record is from the annotation of a GenBank genome assembly.
GUCCGUCUUAUCUUGAAAGAACCGUCGUAGACAUCUAUGAUUCUGAAGCAUUCGCAGCAACCUUAUUUUCCCAAAACGUUGUGUAGACAGUGUUUUCAUCAUGCACCAUACAUAGCAAUCGAACGAGAGUACCUGACCCGAACCCGCCUUCCGCGUUGCCCGCUUCUGCAAGCCCUAAACUGACCACACCACACAGCCGUCGCAUAUUUCAACAUCGCAAGCGCGUUAUACGGUUUGGUUAUUGCAACAAAGUGUGUUAUCGUCGAGGGGAUCCUUGGGCAUCCCACUGUGAAAAUGGACCACCCUGUGGCGCGGUCCCUAAUCGCCACGACUUAUAUCAACCUGGGCAAUGGAUCCGUCAUCGUUCCGGAAAACGAGUGUUUUUGCUUGAGCUGGCUUAAGCCAAGGGGAACACCGUUACAAAAGAAGGUUGCAAACGGCAUGCAAUGGUUUGCUUUCGGAUUCUCAGUCCUCCUGCUGAUGUACUACGCCUACCAGACAUGGAAGUCCAUUUGCGGCUGGGAGGAGGUGUACGUGUGCGUUGUUGAGUUGACCAAGGUCGUUGUCGAGUUCUUCCAUGAGUUUGACAACCCAGCAAUGCUACAGCUCUCCGGCGGCAACCGGCUGUUGUGGCUUCGGUACUGCGAAUGGCUGCUGACUUGUCCGGUCAUUCUUAUCCACCUCUCCAACUUGACGGGCUUAAGCGAGGACUACAGUCGGCGGACCAUGCAGCUGCUGGUGUCAGAUAUCGGCACCAUUGUGUGGGGAGCAACUGCAGCCAUGGCAAAAGGACCCGCCAAGAUCGGCUUCUUCAUCCUGGGAUGCCUGUACGGCUCCACCACCUACUUCCAUGCGGCGAAGGUAUAUAUCGAGUCCUACAACGCCAUUCCCAAGGGGCAGUGCCGUGUGCUGGUUCGAGCUAUGGCUUGGAUCUUCUUCGCGACGUGGGGAUUCUAUCCCGUGCUCUUCCUGCUGGGGCCCGAGGGCUACGGCGUUAUGUCCAUGUACGGCUCGACCAUUAGUCAUACCGCCGUAGAUUUGCUGUCUAAGAACGUGUGGGGCCUGCUGGGGCACCACCUGCGCAGGAAGGUUCAUGAGAGCAUGGUCGUACCCAUCUAAACCGCUUCCAACGGCUUCGCGCCACCAAUUGUGCCCUGCCACUGAGUCCUCUUUCUUCAACUCAACCAACCAAGAAGAACUAUGUUUGGCUACGGCUGCGACAGCCUCUGCUCUGUCAUCCUUCGCAGCAACGACACGGCGGCCGCCCGUCCGGGCGGCGAUAAGGCAGCUGAGAGGAGGUGAGAGUGGUCGGGACGCUAAGUAAGUGGGAGAGCGAGAGCGCGCGGUGAUUGAAAGAAGAGGAUGUUCUUGCAUUUCAUCCAUGUGAGGGAGUUGUCGUGGUGCGGCGACGAGAGAAGAGGUGAAGGCGAUGGGGCGUAUGCCAGCAGAUGCGAUGAAUGUGCUAAAUAGAAGCGGAGGGAAAAAGAAAUGUAAGGAACAUGUUGCUUGGUUGAUUUGAGGAGAGUAAUGCUUGAGUGGUUGUUAGUUACCGUUGCAAUCACAACUGACUGAGGGCGUAUCAAGAGAGGUUUUGUUCGUCGUUGGGGAGGUGCACGGUCAUGGAAAGGCCGGCAUGUCGCAGGUUGGCAAGGGGUCGAAGAUUGAUGAUUGGUCAGGUUGAGAGAUCUCGGGUGUAUGCGUGGAUGAUGCAGCGAAGGAGUGGGUCAGCGGAGACGAGAGGAAGGGCUUCCAACGGUGAGAGGCGAGGCAGGAUGCGACCUGAAGAGUACACGUAAGGGUCAUGGGACUAUCUAGAGACACUAUCUAGCCCAUCACUGUACACUUCUAUCGCUCUGUUGCGUUUACUGCGUGCAAACGGAGCUGUUGAGGAGAGGUUGGUUUGUGGUGUGAACAGGCGGGGCAGUGCGGCUGUCCGUGACCCAUGGGUCACAAGGGCAAGGGCUGACAGAGUAUUGGAGUACUGUGGAAGGCAAUUGAUCAGGAUCAGGAUGGGUGGCGGAUCGGAACACCUAAGGCAUGACACCGCGUGCAUGUCAAGUCGCGGCCCAUGCUUACUAGGUUGCUAUCCACAGCUCGAGGCGGUUCAUUGCCUUGUUCUUAGCUCCAUCAAGUAGGCCGGUGUGUAGGUCUUGCUUUUUGGAAGUGGUAAUCUGUGUAGCAGGAAAGGCAGGAGUGUGGAGAUGCACGUGCGAGGGGUUGGGUUUUGAAGCGUCCUUCAUACACACAAAUGCACAGGCGCAUUCGUGAUCGCACGUCAAUUCGUACAAAAAGCACCAAUUGAGGGCCCGCUCGCUGUUUUUUGGUUGCUGGAGCCAACACCACUGCUGCUGUAUGUGCCGCAAGGCACGCUCGCUAACGUAUAAAACUAGUGUGGAGGAGGAUCGGCAUGUAUGCCGAUGUGGUGCGGUUGCUGUCCCUGCCAUGGCGGGUUGCGGGUUGUCAAACACCGCUAUACAAGCAAGUUCUCGGAACAUGGAAAGUUCUGCGUCUGCGGGAUGGGUUGUACAACAAGGGGUGCUGCUUUUGCGAGGGUUGCAGGAUUUCAAUGUGUUUUGGAGGGAAGUUGUGUGCUGAUGAGAGGUAAGGCUGUCUUCUCCCGGCCACAUGCCUUGCAAUGCCUUGCAACGGACAACUGCAUGUGCUAACGUGCAUUUUGGGGGGUAUACGAGGGUGGUUCGGAACGACACUAGAGUGUUGGUCAACUGCAUCGUUGAUGUUGGGGUGGGGUGGGAUGUGUGAUGGGAUGAAUGGUGGGACCUGGAGCAGGAGUCUCGCACGCGUAAACAAAACUGACUCGCUUUGCGCUAGUUGCCUUUUGGUAUGGCGUACGCCUGUGAUGAGGGAUUUGUUUUCGUUAAAACAUAGCGGCAGGGCUGGAGGCUAGGUUCGCUAUUUGGGUGGUCCACGGCCUCCUGUUUGUUCCAUGCUAAAGCGCUGUUUCAUUGGCACAUGCAAGCAUGUGGGCGGAUCGCUGUGAACACCUUUCCGCGUGCUUUUGCUGUGCUCCCAUUUCGGCGUUCAUGAUACCUGUCGCCUGCGCAUUUCGUGUUCCCGUUUCGUGGCCCCCUUGUGUCCCGUGUCCAAGACGUACCGGCCAUGUUCCAGGAGCGAGGCUUGCUGAGUCAUGUGUUUUUUUGCCUGCUGUUUCAGACUAGGUACGCCGUCUCUACUAGGGAAAGCUGUUUUGAAGGCUGGAGUAAGGUUGCAGCACACCCCGCCGGCGUAUCGUAAGCGCGGACUGGCAUAAAUGGCAGCAGAGAUGGUGUGUUUCACUGGUUUGUUGGGUUGUACUACUGUCCACAUCGUAUGUGUUGUACGACCACCAUGCGUCGCUGUGUUGUGUGCACGAGCGGCAUCACCGUUAUUGAGAGCGUUGAGAGCAUUGCUGGGUAUGGCUAGCCGGUACGCUAUGUUGCAGUACGGGAUGGUUACGGUACGGGCGACCUUCAUUAUGGCAUCAAUUGCGAUUGCGAUAUAGUUACCAUCCCCAACAUCACCUUGUGUCAUCAAGCUGCUACAGGCGAUGUGCGUCUUAGGCAGUGACGUAUUUCCCUUUCUUUUUCACAAUUUGGACUCAACAUGCAUUUAUUGUAGUCUCUUGUUGCAAACUUUUUGCAAUAACCGAGUGACGUCCUCUGCCAUAUGCGUUGUUUAGCGUCUGUGAGGUUGUGCUGUCGGCAUCAUGCUACGGCGCGGCAGGGCUUCGCGCAACUGUCCCUGUUUAUGACUAAGAUGCAUACUCCCUUUGAGAACUUCCGCGUCCUCCAUACAUUCCGUACAAACUAGGGACACGGCACUGGCUGCCGCUCGCGUGUUUUCGGGAUACAGCAUUAACGUACCUUAAGAGGAUGUGCCCUUCUAAUGUAUGUGUUGCCGCUUGGAAAUAAUGAAUCCUGCCCCUUCUUAUCCUCCUUACAAGGCGUAUGUGGUGCAUGUAAGGAUAAACUGAUAGAAUAAAAU